AUGUUAAAGGGUAUUUCCAGUGGAUUUCCCAUGGUCGAAACUGAAAUCCGGCAGGAUGGCGACCAAUGGGAAGUCUCCACCAUUCCACGGCCCUUGGAUGCAGCCCCAGAGCCAAAGAAAGGCGCAAAGGCACCUAAAGGUGGACCGGAUCCCUCGGCCAUGCAAGUUUCGGCUGUAGCAUCAGCAGAAGAUCACGUGUAUUAUGUCUACUGCUGUCAGAAGCCGUCUCUCCCAGACCCUGUGGAGGGUGUGGAGGGUGAGGCCGGUUCCGCUGAGGGCUCGGGGUCGGCAGCUGGCUCAGCGACUGGGGAAGAGGCACCGGCCGAAUGA
Messenger RNA from Cladocopium goreaui, 330 nucleotides. The record is from the annotation of a GenBank genome assembly. NCBI's taxonomy places the organism in Eukaryota, Dinophyceae, Suessiales, Symbiodiniaceae.